Messenger RNA from Fusarium musae, 867 nucleotides. RefSeq lists its product as uncharacterized. The coding region runs from base 1 to 867 and encodes 288 amino acids. The record is from RefSeq and is a predicted model, not a curated record. The transcript is spliced from 2 exons. Lineage: Eukaryota; Fungi; Ascomycota; Sordariomycetes; Hypocreales; Nectriaceae.
AUGACCCACGACGACUACCCCUCCACCAAUCAGGUUCCGAUUGCACCUGGGCAUAGCACUGACCGGAACUCAGUUCCUCCUCUCCCUAUGCCUGCUCUGCAAUCGAACGCCCUAGCAGAGUCCCCCGUCUGGCUCCAAUUCUUAGACCAGGCUGUCGCCCUGUCUGGAGAUGACCAAAACACCAUGGCUGGAGUCGGCGACUUCAACUACGCUCAGGAUUUCAGCGGCUUGAACCUCAAUGGAUCCAUUCCCACUGAACACCCUGGCGCCACGGGACAGAUGGGAGACUUCGCUCAAGACUUCGCAACAGGCAUGCCUUCCACCCACCCGAAUGUCAUGGAGAAGCUCGACAAUACUCCCAUCAACAACCCAGUCUCAUCACUCCGGGGCAUUGAUGGCAACGAGUCCUCUCCAAGCUUUGACGGAGGAGGUCCUUCCACACAGUCAAGUGCCAGUACGCCUUCAAGCAAUACUGGUUGGACCAAGGAGCAGGACAAACUUCUCAUGAGUCUCAAAGCUCAAGGUCUUGGAUACUCGGCUAUUCAAGAUGAAAUGACAAAGCAAUUUGGGUCGACUAGGAACAAGAAUGUGUUGGUGAAGCGCUUCGCGGUGUUGAAGAAGCGCUGCAAACCGCAGAUCAAAAGUCGGAUUGUUCGAGAUAUAUCUAAAAAGAUUACUCCCGAAAUCAUCAAGGCUGUGGGAAAAGAACUCGAGAAGGUCACCUCGUCUGGUAGCAAUAGUAUUGCGACAGAGCUUGAGGACUUGGUCCCAUUAAGGCUCCCGGAGUUUCUGGAACGGCUAGUCGCAGAUGUCGGUGUCUCGCUUCAUCAGAUAGUUGAGGAUGACAAAAGACGAUCAUCAGCUUGA